Prionailurus viverrinus (fishing cat) is the source of this 924-nucleotide messenger RNA. Its product is annotated as olfactory receptor 5AC2-like. Gene Ontology annotation, cellular component: membrane. NCBI's taxonomy places the organism in Eukaryota, Metazoa, Chordata, Mammalia, Carnivora, Felidae. The record is from RefSeq and is a predicted model, not a curated record. Gene Ontology annotation, molecular function: G protein-coupled receptor activity; olfactory receptor activity; odorant binding. Gene Ontology annotation, biological process: G protein-coupled receptor signaling pathway; sensory perception of smell.
GUGGACAUGUCAGAAGGAAACAAGACUCUGGUCGCUGAGUUUGUUCUCAGAGGACUUACAGAGAGAUCAUGGCUGCAGUUCCUCUUUUUCCUCAUGUUCUUGGUCAUCUACAUCAUCACCAUGGUGGGCAACGUUGGACUGAUGGCUCUUAUUUGGAAGGAUGCCCAUCUUUACAUGCCUAUGUACUUGUUCCUUGGUGGUUUAGCCUUUGCCGAUGCUUGUACUUCAACCUCUGUAACUCCCAAGAUGCUAGUCAAUUUCUUAGACAAGACUGCAAUGAUAUCCCUAGCAGAGUGCAUCACCCAAUUUUACUUUUUUGCUUCCAGUGCAACUACAGAAUGUUUCCUUCGGGUAGUGAUGGCCUAUGGCUAUGUAGCCAUAUGUAACCCCUUGCUUUAUCCAGUGAUAAUGUCCAACAGACUCUGCAUUCAGUUGAUAAUUAUUUCAUAUGCAAUCAGUUUUCUGCAUCCCCUGAUUCACAUGAGUUUGUUAUUAAGAUUAACUUUCUGCAGGUCUAACAUUAUUAUAAUAAUAAUACAUUAUUUCUACUGUGAAAUUUUACAACUAUUCCAAAUUUCAUCUAUUGACCCAUAUAUUAAUGCACUAAUGAUAUUUAUUUUUGCAGCUUUAAUACAAAUAUCCACUUUAAUGACCAUCAUAAUCUCUUAUCCUCGUGUGCUCUUCGACAUUCUGAAAAAGAAGUCUGAAAAGGGCAGAAGCAAAGCCUUCUCUACAUGCAGUGCCCACUUGCUCUCUGUCUCACUGUACUGUGGCACUCUCAUCUUCACCUAUGUGCGUCCUGCAUCCAGUCUAGACGAAGAUCAGGACAAACUGUAUUCCCUAUUUUACACUAUUAUAAUUCCCCCGCUAAACCCAUUUAUUUACAGCUUGAGAAAUAAAGAGGCUAUAGGUGCCUUGAGAUGA